AUGAGUUUCAAGUGUUCGAAUCAUAAGAAGUUAUAUUUGGACUUAUCAAGUCCUUAUUUUCGUACCUCAAUAUUCUGGCUAACUCCACAAUGCUUGUAUGGUCCAGAUCAACAUGGAACUCAUAAGGCAACAUCUUCAAAUCAGUUGGGAUACUAUUGCAAACUUGUUGAGUAUGAAUUAAUUAGAGAGGUUAUCCUUGAUUUGGCAUAUGAAUAUGAACUUAACCUGUUGACCAGCUACGAAGGUGAUCUUUAUUGUACAGUGGCUAGGAUAUGGACUGAAUGUCAUGUUUCUAAAGGAAUAGAAGAAACAUGUUUUUACAGUAAAGAAGAACUUGGAAAUAAAAUUAUGGAUGAUAUACUUUCGAUAUUACAUACACGGAUGGAAAAAAAGCUAAACGAAAGACUGGGAUUGUUCGGUGACCACAACCAAGAUCAAUCUGAAAGCAAUCACUCAGUUGGAGUUGAAAAGCUUCAAAAUAGGAAAACUAAACUUGCUACAGAACUUAGAAGGUUACAGGCAUCAUUCACAGAAAUCAUAUCAAGGAUAUACAGUAUAUCUUCCCGUUUGUUUCGUGAAUAUCGACACGUAGUUUGGCCACGAAUGAGUCACCAGGUAUUAGCAGUUUUAACUGAACAAGCCAAAGCCUUACUUUUACGCGUCAAAGUUUUGCAGAAAUCCAUUGAAUAUUCCACUUCACAACCUUCAGAAACUUUAGAUAUCCUGAAGAAAAUUCAUAUUUUUAUGAACGCGAAUACUAGUGGGGACGACCAAAUGUAUUUAAGCACAAAAUUAUAGAAUCUCUUAAUAAAAUCUGAGGACCAUACAGUAAACGCUUCAUUUGCAAAAUUUCAAUCAUUUGUCUCAGAAUUGAUUGUUCCUUAGUUUCCACACUAAUAACUCACUGUUCUCGUUCUCUUCGAUCUUCUUAACCUUCUACUGCCAGGCAUUUCACUUAUGACUGGUGAUACAUACUACUUAUAUCUUUCGACAUCAGUAACACACACCACAGUAUUACUUAUAUAUCACGACAGUAUUUGUC
Molecule: messenger RNA, 1042 nt
Organism: Schistosoma margrebowiei
Lineage: Eukaryota; Metazoa; Platyhelminthes; Trematoda; Strigeidida; Schistosomatidae
Source: the annotation of a GenBank genome assembly